GCCGAGGGCAAAGUCACGUCUGCGGACAAGGACCUCAUCCGGAGAGCCGUGGGUUGCGAGGUCCAGCAUCGAGCACGGAGGAACGAGGUGAAGACGCUGAAGAUUACGGGGCCGUUGGGCAUGGAGGCAGCAGCUGUCUCGAUGACGUGGGGCAUCCUGCAGAAGAACGGCAUCAGCGCUGACAGCUUGACGGACAUGUCCAGGAGGGCGGCUGAGCAGGCCACGCAGGCUGCCACAGCUCGGUACUUGGACAGCAAUGUGCGCGACAUACCUGCGCACGACGACUGGAGCAUGGAGUGCGACCCCCCACGGCUUCAGGGCGACAGCUUGCCCGCAGAUGCCUCCAGCACACCGUCCUCUUGCCGACCAAGCCCGCCCGCAGGUGCAAGGAGCUUCGCGACGACCAUCAGCCCCGAGCAGCCAGCGUUCGUGGUCUCUGGAAGGGUUCUCGAGAUGACUGCAGGCGACGUGGAGGAUCAGGGCUUCAAUGACAUUCCUGCGCUCGAAGCAGUAGUGCGAGAGGUCGUGCACGCUCGCAGGGCGUACUUCAUCUGA
Molecule: messenger RNA, 555 nt
Organism: Prorocentrum cordatum
Lineage: Eukaryota; Dinophyceae; Prorocentrales; Prorocentraceae
Source: the annotation of a GenBank genome assembly